AUGUUCAGGCAGAAAUUCUCAUGCCAGCGCCACACAAUCCUAACCAACCCCAAGAAUUCCUUCCCUAGGCAUUCUCGUCCAGGUUUCUUGAAUUCAAGCUCCUGCUCUACUCCCAACCCAACCGUCGAUUAUCCUGCCAUCGCCACUCCCUAUCAGCUAUCUGUUUUUAGUCAUUACAACAACCUGCAGUUGCCUCUCCUCACUCCACCGUCGCCUCUCCUCAAUCCCCACCGUCGCCUCUCCCUCGCUCCCCACCAUCGCCUCUCCCUUACUCCCCAUCAUAGCCUCUCCCUCCCACCCCGCCGUCUCUCUCCCUUCCUCUUCGCCGUCGCUUCUCCCUCCCUUCCCGCCGUCGCCUCUGGUGGGUGCACGAGUGCGAGCGCGGGUUGGUGCACGACCGCGCGUUUUGUGAGGCCCCGUCGUCUCAGCUCGCUGGCGCCUAACGCGCUAGCGCCAUGUGCGCUGGCGCCUAACGCGCUAGCGCCUAACGCGCUGGCGCCAAACGCGCUUGCGCCAUACGCGCUGGCGCCAAACGCGCUGGCGCCUAGCGCGCUGGCGCCAUGCGUGCUGGCGCCGUGCGCGCUGGCGCCCUGUGCUCUGGCGCCAUCGUUAUGCACGCUGGCGCCAUGCGCGCUGGAGCCAUGUGCGCUGGCGCCUAACGCGCUGGCACGUAAUGCGCUGGCGCCUAGCGCGCUGGCGCCUAACGCGCUGGCGCCUAACGCGCUGGCGCCAAACACACUGGCGCCAUGCACGCUGGCUCCAUGUGCGCUGGCGCCUAACGCGCUGGCGCCGUGCACGCUGGCGCCAUGCGCGCUGGCGCCUAAUGCGCUGGCGACAUGUGUGGACUUGGUGCAAAAAAAUGUUUGCUACCAUUUCUGCUCUCUUUCCUUUCUGCUGCAGGUGAUGCAUUCCGUAGGUGAUGACAACCGGCGCGAUUGUCCCGUUAAAACGGCGAAUUGGAGGCCGUCUUCAAGUGACAACAACCGGCGCACGCAUGUGGCGACAUGCGACAACAACGACCGGGAGUUCGUCUUCGUCGCAAGUGGAACGACCGUCGGUGGUGUUGACGCGUGGGUACUCGAUACGGGUGCUACUCAACACAUGACGGCGAGCGCGACGCUUCUCAACAACGUGACAACGGUGGCUCAUGGUGGACGGCAACGUUAA
Molecule: messenger RNA, 1167 nt
Organism: Closterium sp. NIES-65
Lineage: Eukaryota; Viridiplantae; Streptophyta; Zygnematophyceae; Desmidiales; Closteriaceae
Source: the annotation of a GenBank genome assembly